AUGGGGCAAAGAGCAGGCAGGUGCGGUGCCGACGUCAAGCCCUUACCCCCGCCCGCGUCACCCUCUGCCACUUCCAGCCUGGGCGGCCGAGCCAGCGGCACCGGGAUUGGGGUGAGCGGGGACACCCUGGGUGUCCCCCAGGGACAGGGACCCCAUCUAGUGACAUGGGGGGGGGCUGGGUCCGGCCGCUGGGUGAAGCCCGCGGGGCUGGGAUGGGGCAGGAUGGCUGGGCACGGCGGGGCAGGGGGGUCCUGCCACCCUCCUGGGUGGGGGGGUGGAUGGUGUGGGGUGGCCGCAGGUGGUUGGGGACACACUGGGGGUGACGUGGGGACGGUGCCCAUCCCAGGACCCCGUAAGCAGGAUCGAGCCGCCCUUGCUGGCCUUGGCAAGAUGGGAGAAGCCUUCGGCCACUGGAGCAACCUCCCAUCCCGGAACGAAUAUGACGACGACCCCCUGCUCCGACAGGCCAACAGCUUCGCCCGCCCCAGCGGGAAAAGCAUCUACAAUCAGCGCAAGGACUACGGCCAGACCCUCUUCAAGCCCCAAACCGAUUUCCAGCACCACGUCGAGCACCUGCUGACGGUGCGGCUGGAGAGGGACGUGCGCAGCGCCGAGGACUGCCUGGAGCGCCUGAAGGUGCUGGAGGCCCAGGGACGGGUCUGGGGGCAGGAUCUCAUCCUGCAAGUCAAGGACCAGGAACUGGUGCUGAGGGAUGUGGAGAGCAAGGAGGAGCUGGAGAUGUACCCGCUGGGCAGCGUGCAGGGAUGCUCGGCCUCGCAGGACGACGGCGGCUACGACUCGGUCCUGGCCAUCAGCGUCCAAGAACGGAACCCCCCCGGCACCAGCGUCCUUCUCUUCCAGUGCGAGAAGCUGGGGGCGGAGAUGCUGAAGAGCAGCCUGGAGAAGCUGCUGAAGCAGUGGAAGGAGGAGCAGAGGAGGCAGCAUGGGCACAGGAGCAGCCCGGACAUGCCGCGGAGCCCGGUCCCCCCAUACACGCAGGGUUCCUACGCCCCCCCGGAGCAGUGGACAGAGAUCCCCGAGCCCAACUUCCACGCGCCCCCCCAGCGCAGGCUGCCCCCCUCGGACUACAGCUUGACGGACACCCAGCAGAUGCCAUGGACCAACCCCCCCAGCAAGGCCAUGUCCAUCGUGGACCGAGAUGUUGAGGUCCUCAACCACGUGCUGGGCGACCUGGACCUCUUCGUGGUCCGGCUGAAGACAGCCCUGGGCUUGGCCAGCACCACCAACCUGAAGAAGAAAAAGAAGAAGAAAGGUGCUCUGCCCUCCGCCAGCGAGUACACGGACUUCUUCCAGAAGGUGAAAUACGCCCUCAACCUCGUGGGAAGGACCCACCAGUACAUGCAGGAACCCAACCCCCCUGAGGUGCUGCGUUUCAUCUUCACGGCCCUCUCCUUGGUCCUGGACCACUGCCCCAACCCCCGGCUGGCCCUGGCGGUGGAGACGCCGCUGCUGGUGCCGGAGGCGGUGGAGCUGCUGGAGAAGACCCUGCACCAGAAUGACUACAGGACCUGGAAGAGCCUCGGCAUUGCCUGGAAUAAGACCAGGUGGGGGGGGGGGUGUCCCCAACCCAGCACCAAGGGCGGGGUCCAGCCUGGGGGGGGUGUAUGGGGGGGUCACAGCACCCACCUUGGCUUUCUCCCUGCCCGCUGCAGGGCAGAGUACCCCAACGGUGACCUGCUGCCCGGCUACAUCCCCGUCUUCUCGGACGGGUGGUUGCCCCCCUUGAUGGAGCAGGUACAGCACAGGGGGGGCCAGGACGUCCCACCGCCUGCCUCAGUUUCCCCACCUCGCUCUCAACACCCACCCUUCUCUCUGCCGCCCCCGCAGUUGCCGGUCACCGGCCAGGGGGACAAUCCUGGCCAAGCGGCCCCCUUCCCUGUGCAGGGGCUGGUGCGAGCCCUGUAUGACUUUGAGGGCAGGAACCUGCAGGAGCUGAGCGUCAGGAUGGGGGACACGCUGCAGGUCCUGGACCAGCGGAAGAAGUGGUGGCUGGUGCAGGACAGCCAGGGCCAGAAGGGCUACGUCCCCAGCAACAUCCUGGAGCCCCUGGGGCAGGGGACGAGGGGGCACAGCGCCAGCCAGGACAGCCCCCCCAACCUGCUCCCCAACUCCUCGCCGGCGGAGGUGACAGCUUGGCUGAGCUACAAGGGUUUCUCCAAGAUCACGGUGCGGUGCCUGGGGGUGCUGACGGGCCACCAGCUGCUGCAGAUGAGCCCGGCCGAGCUGCGAGCCGUCUGUCCCGAGGAGUGGCGGCGGGUCCUCUUCAAGCUCUCCUCCGUCAGGACGUCCCUGGGGAUGGGCCCCCAGGACUGAGCCACCCACACCGUGUCCCCCCAACUGUCCCCACCACCCGCCUCCCAGGAUGGAGCACCC
This is a messenger RNA of Chroicocephalus ridibundus (black-headed gull), 2394 nucleotides long. RefSeq names its product EPS8 signaling adaptor L3 (gene EPS8L3). Lineage: Eukaryota; Metazoa; Chordata; Aves; Charadriiformes; Laridae. The record is from RefSeq and is a predicted model, not a curated record. Gene Ontology annotation, cellular component: vesicle; ruffle membrane; plasma membrane. Gene Ontology annotation, molecular function: actin binding. The transcript has 17 exons. Gene Ontology annotation, biological process: Rho protein signal transduction; positive regulation of ruffle assembly; regulation of Rho protein signal transduction. Bases 1 to 2334 code for a protein of 777 amino acids.